This is a messenger RNA of Zerene cesonia (dogface butterfly), 2395 nucleotides long. RefSeq names its product cdc42 homolog (gene Cdc42). Gene Ontology annotation, biological process: small GTPase-mediated signal transduction. The transcript has 5 exons. The record is from RefSeq and is a predicted model, not a curated record. Bases 259 to 834 code for a protein of 191 amino acids. Gene Ontology annotation, molecular function: GTP binding; GTPase activity. NCBI's taxonomy places the organism in Eukaryota, Metazoa, Arthropoda, Insecta, Lepidoptera, Pieridae.
CCCCGUGUUGGUUUCUAAUAUCUGUGGUCUAAUCAAUGGCGUCACCGUCAGAGACUUUAGCUACCCGUUGCUUCUGUAUUUUAUAAAUUUUUUGCAAUUUUACAAGUUUGCGAGUUACAUUUUCGGUUUAUUUUUGGAUUAGUGUCUUAAGAAGAUAAUCACUUCCUGUUGCGGUGCUAUGAGCAGAAAUAUAAGUCAAUAUUUCCAAUACAGUGAAAGGAACUUCCAAUAAGUGUAUCAAAAGAAAUAUAACCAAAAAUGCAAACCAUUAAGUGUGUUGUUGUGGGUGAUGGUGCGGUCGGUAAGACCUGCCUUCUCAUAAGCUACACCACAAACAAGUUUCCAUCGGAGUAUGUACCUACUGUCUUCGACAACUAUGCGGUAACUGUCAUGAUUGGGGGAGAACCUUACACCCUAGGUCUCUUUGAUACUGCGGGUCAGGAAGAUUAUGACAGGCUGAGACCACUAAGUUAUCCACAAACCGAUGUUUUCCUUGUUUGCUUCAGUGUUGUGAGUCCCAGUUCCUUUGAAAAUGUUAAGGAAAAGUGGGUCCCAGAAAUAACUCAUCAUCAGCAAAAGACUCCCUUCCUCUUGGUGGGUACACAAAUAGAUUUAAGAGAUGAUCCUGGCACCAUGGAAAAGUUGGCCAAGAUCAAACAGAAGCCAGUAUCUCUGGAGCAAGGCGAGAAGCUUGCUAAGGAACUGAAAGCUGUCAAAUACGUUGAGUGCUCAGCUUUAACUCAGAAAGGGCUGAAGAAUGUGUUCGACGAAGCAAUUUUGGCGGCUCUCGAGCCUCCGGAGCCCGUGAAGAGGAGGAAAUGCGUUUUGCUGUAAUGUCUGCAUGACCCACCUCCUAGCCUCAGUCGCUUCUCGACCGGCGGACGAGCGCAUCCAUCACUGUAAUAUUCAUCUUAUUUUUUAUAAUCCCAUGAUUAACAAAUAUUAUGCCAUAAAUGAAGCAAUGAGUAUUACAGUUGUCAUCAUUCGGGCCAUGCGCUGCACCCUAUCGGCCCUUUGAAAGUUUUCCAAUUACCUAAUAUCGAGUCAAAUAUCGAGACGAUUUUAUACCAUGUCAUUUGUCGUUUAUAUAAAUUAAUAAUUGAUAAUGUUAAGUAAUUUGUAUAAGAGCCAUUUUCAUCGGCGGUAACCUGUUUAAGAUUGGAUGGUUUAACUUUAAGAUGGAUUGACAUUUAACAUGUACUAAAAUGGAUAUUUGCUUUUAAUAUAUUAUGACUUGUAAUGAUAUUUCUUAUUUAUUUUGUGUCAAAGUUAUUAUAUAACGUAUCUACAGUGUUUGUCUAAGAGAGACUGAGUAUGUGAAAGUAGUAUUGUCGAUUAUAUCGUUAGUUUCAUAAAGGAUGAGCAUUUUUGUUUUCAUCCAUACUUAAAGGAUGUUUUUUGAUACUGGGACUUGAUCAAAUUGAAACUGAAAAUUAUUAAUAAGCAUUGCACAGUCUCUCUCUAAUAAUUAUAAAAAGUUUAUAUUAUCAUUAUUUGGCAUGUUACGAUUAUUGAAUAAUAUGCUUAUCUUAUUAAGAGAUCGGUACUUCGAUACAAUUAUCGAUAACUUGAGUUUAUAGUAAGUUUGUAUAACACUAUCACAAGCUUAUCACAGUCAGUGUGAGAUUUGCUAUACAGAGUUUAUUAUUAGGAUGUAAAAUAAGAAUAUGUUCGCAUUUUUAUCACAAUUAUACUGCAAAUGUUUUGACUGAAUUAAAUUAUUUCAUUCCAUGUAAUGUCUUUGCAUUUUGUACGAUAUAGUAAGGGUUACAAGUGCCUCGAUGUUUUCUUUAUGAAGCAUCAGCAUCAAAUAUGAUAUUUGGGUUUAGUUUGUACGCUGGGUAUGUAACACUGCCACAUAACGCUAACGCACAGGUUGUCAUUCAAACAUCGCCAUAGCUCAUGGCACUCUGCCAAUACCUCUUCACUGCGAAAUCUUGUCAAUGAAUUUGCUUUCAAUCCUUGUAUGUUUUGCAAGAUACAAUUUCUAGUGACGAAAGUGAUGGGUGUUGGUAGUUUUUAAAAUAUGCAUCCAAAUAAUAGAUUCACAUAACAAAUAGUAUGAAAUAUUCAGUGUAUCGUUGUUUAUGUAUUUUAAAUAUAAUGACAUUUGUGUAGGCGCAUGCAUAGUAUGGUUGAUAUACAUAAAAUAUAGUCUUGCUUCCCACAACGAGAUGUCUAUCCAAGAUUAGAACGUCAUUAAUGAACGUGAUGUUACUAAUAGUGAAUUCUAUCCAUCAUAUUCUGAUUGUAUGUGCAAUAGCUUGCGCGAUGUGUCCCAUACUCUGGUAUUAUUUUGUUGAUCAUCAGCUGCCUCCCUCCCGGCUCUGCCCGGGUAGACGAUUUUAUUGUACAGUUAUUUUUCUAAUACAAGUAAAAAAAAAAACUAAAAAAA